Ornithodoros turicata is the source of this 2636-nucleotide messenger RNA. RefSeq names its product membrane metallo-endopeptidase-like 1. The record is from RefSeq and is a predicted model, not a curated record. Gene Ontology annotation, cellular component: plasma membrane. Gene Ontology annotation, biological process: protein processing. The transcript has 7 exons. Gene Ontology annotation, molecular function: metalloendopeptidase activity. NCBI's taxonomy places the organism in Eukaryota, Metazoa, Arthropoda, Arachnida, Ixodida, Argasidae. Bases 476 to 2617 code for a protein of 713 amino acids.
GGACAAUCGAAAUCUAGUGGGCUUGUUUGCCGUUAUCUAUCCAAGACGGUGUCGUUGAAACAGUACGUGCCAGUGUGAACUGUCCAACUUAAUCCAAGCAUUAGCGCACAGCUGUCGACGUCCUGCUUCCGCCAGCUCUUUCUACCAUGCAACCCCGUAACGGAAGACUAUUUCCAGCAUCACUAUAGCCACCUUUUGAUGUGGAAGUGGCAGUUAUCUUCCUUUCCUCACUUUCACCUCCACGCCCGUCAUUAUAUAUUUAGUAUCGAUAAAGUCGUCAUCUUCAGUGACCCUCUUUUCAUGUGUGGCUCAGUGUUGGGUGCUCACCGCCUGCUACAAGCUUACUUGAGCAGGCGGUGAGCUCCCGAACAAACAAACAAAAAAAAGAGGUACAGAGGUACUUAGGUACCUAUACCAGCUGGUGAGUACCGAACUACCUGGUUUCUUUUAUUUUUUUUUUUUCGAUCAACAGAAAAUGUUUCAUUUUACCCGGAAUGUCAAAGACACUCUUUCUUCUUUUUCAGAACAACCUAAGACAGAAGGUAAGACAGAAGAACAACCCAAGACCGAAGAACAACCCAAGGUCGCAGACGGAGAUGCCAAGCCAACCCAACAACCGGCACCAGAAGAGGCAGCAACGCGGCCCCGCUCCAAAGCCGUCAUUAUCGGAGGUGGCGUUACCCUCUUACUCUGCGUCAUCGUCCUUACAAUCUUGUUCUCCGGCAAGCUAAUAAAUAUGUUUAAAUCUGAGGAACGUCACAGCUGCCAGAGCACCCAAUGCAUAGAAGCCAACAAGUUCUCGGAGUUAAUGCGCGCCCAGGGAGUCUCGCCUUGCAAAGACUUCUUUCAAUACUCUUGUGGUGGUUGGCUGAAGAAGCACUUCGAAGCCCAGACAACGAAAGGAGCUUUGAAACAUGAUCUCAUGGCAAGCCUAAACAAGACCUUCCACCGAUACAAGCUUGGGGAAGCGAAGAAAGACACGUUUUUCAACGUCGUUACUUUCUACAGGACUUGCUAUAAGCUGAACACUAAGGAACAGCCAACGGAGCUCCUGAAACAAAAAACCUUCCAGGGCCUGGGUUUCUCCCGUAACAGUAUAAUCAAUUACAGUCUCGGUGUCUUCACCAAAAUGGUGCAAAUGACGUUAUCGAAAGGAAUCGACACCUUCCUCUCAAUCUUCAUAGUAGAUAACCGAGGUUCUGCCGCUAUCUGGAUCGAGCCUGGAAUAUCAAUGCAAACAAAGCUCAUGUUCGACCAAGAAGAGAGCACUCGCAAGUAUUUCGAGAAGUACGUUUGUGACUUCAUCAAGUCUAUCGACGCAACGAUGGGUAAGCCCGAGUGUCACAAAGUGUUGAGUUUGGACGACCAAUUCUACGAGAUAUCUGGAGAAAAGGAAGGAAAAGUCACCUUUCCAGAAGUUAUGGAUGUCGCCGACCUACCCACUGUCACCAAGAAGCUGGCCGUUAAAGAUUGGAUCGAUACAGUUAAUACCAAUAUCGAGGUCAGUAGAAUGAAGCUGCACGAGCAUAAGGCUAUUAUAAUAAAGGGCUUCGGACUCAUAAAGAAUAUCGUAAACUUCAUCUUCUCUGGAGAUCCGCGAGCAAUGUCACUUUACCUAGUGAUGCGAGCGUCGGCAAACCUGCUGCAGUCGCACUUCAACCGAAAAGCAGUUCCUUACUAUACCUGUGUGAUGAUAACCUUCGAGACGCUGGACAGCGAUUUUGUUACCUUCGUUGCCGACAAACACGUAGGCUUGUCCCAGAUCAGUAAAUUUCAAAAAUUUUUUGACCACAUCCGCGCUGAACUGAUGGAGAGCUUGGCUGCAAGUAAAUUGUUCGACGAAACCACCCGAGCAGCUGCACAGAAACGUCUGGGGGCAAUUAAGUUGAAGACUAUCAGUCCUGAAACAAAAGGGUUGCUGACGGAUGCUCCAAAUAUGACGGCCCUAUUUAUGAUAAACUACGCUGAAAUGCUGGCUUAUCGUCGACAAAAAAGCAACAAAUACCCCGUGCCAGACGAACACCGCAAGGAGGUGCGCCGACAACAUCAACUUUUGGCAGGCGUCCUGGCCGAAGAAGUACAGUUUCUGCCAAAGAACAACUUGAUCAUUGCGCCAGUAGGAUUCAUGGUGCCCCCCGUGUUCUACGAGACAGAGGAAGACUCCUUCAUCAAUUACGCGUCCAUGGGGGUCACCUUCUCCGAAGUUCUUAUCAAGGCAAUUCUUAGGGACGAAAAAGGUGCGGUGCCGUCCUGGUGGUCUCAACAGUCCCUAACUGCGAUGAAGAAGAGCAUGGCGUGUUACCUGGGCCAGUAUUCCAAGCUCAGAGGUCAUGAAGUGGAAGGGAAUUCUUACCUGAAUUGGAUCGUGUUCUCGACGGUGCGUGCUAUGGUCCUGACUGCUUCCCUGACUGAUCUUCCGGACCAGCACGCCAAAGAGUUGUUCUUUGGACGUUCCUGCCAGAUUCACUGUCGAGAGGACUAUGAUACUAAUACCACGCAACUGUCAGCAAGGUCACUGUGCCAUAUAGCGAUGCAAAAUCUUCCUGCUUUCUUUGAAACAUUUCAAUGCGCUAAAAACGAUGCGAUGUGGCCUGCAAAGACUUGCGAGACUAUGUAAUAAAAUUACGCCACUUUCG